ACUGUUACCGCGACAGCCUUCACCAAGUAAAGCCUUCCUGUCAGCUACCCUGAUGAGGCCUUGCCUUAUUCUUUCCAGUUCCAGAUUCUUUUCUCACUGAGGCUGGCGCCUUGUUCUUCUUGUCCUUUCCCACUCGACGCCCUGGUUUGGCUUUCGACGAUUCGCCUGCAUUAAGUUCGCUCAGCACGGGCUGCUGAACCAUGCUCCUUGCAGCUUUUCUAUUGGCUUUUGUGGUACCGAUACAAUAUGUAUGGGCUUUGAACAUAACCUUUCCCUCCCCUCCAACGGCCGCUCAAAACAAUACCUUUCUUUGGAUGCGAGAGAACGGUGAUCCAGGGAAAAUCUGGUUGAGGAAGCAGAAGCUCGAUGAUGAUCAUGGUGCUACUUCAUGGUCUGGUGACAGUGAUAGUGCACAGUUGGAUUUGACAAUUUCUACCGGAAGCGCUCAGAUUCAUUUCCACAGAGCAGGGCUAUUCAAUGUUGGGGUUUUCAAGAUGGAGGACAACUCAAAUCACAACAAAGGAAUGGCACCUGUCUCGGUUAAACAAUUGACCGUAUCCGUGAAUCCGACUUCUGCUGGCGCCAUCAGUGGGACCUCGCCGACCCCACCACCUGUAUCAGCCUCUUCUCCGGUUGGCAGUAGUUCACCAAAUCAAAUGCCAUCGCACGAGAAAUAUGAAGGCAAGACACCCAACGUAGCCCUCAUCGUUGGCCUAACUCUCGGAUUCGCGACUCUCCUCGUCAUAGCUGGCGCUACCAUCUUGUACUUCCGCUGCAGAUAUCGAAGGAUGUCCGAUGCGAUGCCAAUACCAUUCCAGAACAACCGGAUGAUACGCGAGUCGGACAGUGAGAGUUGCGCGAGUUUCGAGAAAUGCGAUAGUCCUCCCCCAAUUCAAACGCUAUAUUCCGUUCCAACCUCUGGGUCGUUCUCCGUCACCAGCCCCAUCGCCGCCGCUACUCGGGAGCGAGAACGUCGACGGAACAAGUUCUUACGAUUUUCAUUCACUACCAUCAAUUCCUCAACCAAUUCGCGUUCGACAAUAACGAGUAACAGUCGCACAACAGACUCAUCAGAGUCCCCUUUACCUCCUGUACCUGCGCGACCACGGACAGAUCGGCAGAUGUUGAUUGAGCAAAAGAUUCAGUUGCUACAGUCAAAGAUGAUCAUUUUGCAGGGUCGGUCGAAGACGACAUCGCAGAUUUACGUUCGCCCUUUACCACCCUUACCACCUGCUUCUCCGGGUUCUCCUAGCAGACUUCCAACGACACCCAUACCUCUUACUCCGCUGCCAACAAGUGAUGAAAAGAAGGAACUUAAAAGGCUGACUGAGACGGUUGAGAGGACGAAACAGUUGCAUGAAUCUGAUUGGGCACUUGGUUUGACCGACCUGGCGCCAGAGGGGCUACAUGAUUGAUGUUGACCGGUCUAACAUCAGUUGAGUUAAGGCCUCGCUCGUGACGGUGUUUAUACGGAAUCCUGUGUUUGUAUAAUCCUGUGUUGUAGAAUUUAUUGAUACCUUCGUUGAUGUUUUCUUGUCGUUCACUGUGUUGUACUAUGUCAAUAGGAUGUUGUAUCA
Molecule: messenger RNA, 1577 nt
Organism: Marasmius oreades (fairy-ring Marasmius)
Lineage: Eukaryota; Fungi; Basidiomycota; Agaricomycetes; Agaricales; Marasmiaceae
Exons: 4
Coding region: 201-1415 (404 amino acids)
Source: RefSeq, a predicted model, not a curated record